AUGUCGGGAGCGGAGAUUGCUCCUGCGCCUUUGCCAGCGGGAGCGACCGACACUCAAAUCGCGGGACACGAGAAAAUUGCCCUAAAGUUCAAGGAAAAGAACGGAAAAGUGUACACGAGACUGCUUCUGGCCACGUCUGAUGGCCCGGAUGGAUACUCCAGCCCUGCUUCGCAAGUGGUACAGCAGCAUGGGCCAGUCGGUGACGAGGAGUAUGGUGAUGGACGAGGCGUGGCGGCCGUGGCGGCCGUGGUGGACGCAGCCGCCGAGGUAAUGGCGGCCGAAUUGCAGACGGUUCGACCAGUGGAAGUGGGUCGAACGGCAACAACAACAACAACGGAACCUCCGGAGGAGACAGCGCGGGAAAUGCGCAUGGCGGACGCGGGAAUGAUCGCAGGAGCCGAAACUCUGGAGGUCGUGGUCGGGCUCAGGAUACCGGCCUCAACCGUCAAGGACGUUGCAGAUACUGCCGUGCACAACACGCAAGACUCCACCACGCAAGCUUGGUACACGCGGGUGGAAGCGGUGGACGAUGAGCUUGAAGAUUUCGGCAUCGUCUUCGAUAACGACAAGCAGGAGCUGAACGCCCCUUCUGUGGCGUUGCCGAGGGAGCGCGCUGCUGCUGGUGAUCAGGAGCAAGACGCGGCUGGACCGGCGCUGCCGGACGGAGUCGUAAUAUAUGAUCCGCAAGUAUGGGAGUGCGCUGCUGGAGAUGAGCAGACGCAUGAUGUGCCCGAGUCGGCGCUGCCGAAUGUGCGCGCCACUGACGACCUGCAGGAAUUCGCGGAGCCUGCGGCAGCGACGGACCUCGAUCUCACUACCCCUCCUGACUCUCCGGCCGAGAAAGUGACAGAGCUGGUAAGGUACACUAGCGUGUUUCAAGUGGACAAGGAGUCGAAGGAGGUUGGUGAUACGACGCUCUACAUAGAUACAGCGGCGUCGAGCCAUAUGGUAGACGCUGAAUCCCGCAUGUCCAAGCGUGUGUUUGACCUAGUGGACUCCGCCGUGCGUAUCAUCGGGUCGUGCGGAACAUCUAGCGCUACCAAGAAAGACACCCUGAAGUUUGGAAUUCGUAGUGAGCAAGGCAACAUUGUGACGGUGGCACUGGACGUCCUCCUGGUUCGUAAUCUAGGAGCGAAUAUUCUGUCGGUUGGAGCGUUGGCCGAAAAGGGGGUUAAGCGCGAUUUAAUGUCUAUCCCUCCGGCGCUCCGACGCGGCGACCAGGCCUUUCCGAUAUCAAUCGCUGUGCCUCGCAUGUACGUGAUAAACGUCAUCAUUGACGAUCUCAACAUGGACGAUGUAGAAGUGUAUCGCACCAAGGUCGACGCUCACCUAUGGCACCGGAGGAUGGGCCACUGCAAUCCGCGUGCACUGCAGCAGCUGGCGGAAAUGGAUACCACUGGAGUCAAGAAGGGCAGUCACCCUCCAUCUGAUCACCCCCACUCUGAAAUCCGGCUCGAGGUGAUAUGCGCAGACGUGUGGGGGAAGCACCCCAUCAAGUCGUUUGGGGGCUGCCAGAGUACCGUGAUGUUCGUUGACGUGUUUUCUCGCAUGAGGUUCGGCUUCCCAAUCACGACAAAAGACGAAACGGCGGAGUCUCUCCACACAUUUGUCCGGGAGGUAGCCGACCCGAUCGGGCAAAGCAUCGGCACGAUGCACUGCGAUGGUGCAGGAGAAUUCCAGGGCAGAUUCCUGGAGCUGUGCAAGUCCCUCGGAAUUACGGUCAAAACUAGCGCUCCAUACACUCCACAGCAGAACUCCAUCGCAGAACGUGGAUUUGGCACCAUCAUCGGAACUACUCGCAAACUAAUGCUGGGCGCACCGCACCUUCCCAGCGAGCUGUGGGCUGAAGCAUUCCAGACCGCCAUCUAUCUCAAGAAUCGCACACCAACUGAAGUCCUGGGCGGCAAGUCCCCACUCGAGCCUUGUAUGNCAAACACCUCCCCAUUACCGAAAUCAGACAUUAUGUCUAGACUAAAGGGUUGGAUGGUGCAUGGAAUAUUGUUGUAG
Molecule: messenger RNA, 2007 nt
Organism: Ectocarpus sp. CCAP 1310/34
Lineage: Eukaryota; Phaeophyceae; Ectocarpales; Ectocarpaceae
Source: the annotation of a GenBank genome assembly